AUGUACUGUUCCAGGUCAUUCAGUAGCCCGAAAUUUUCCAAGGCAUACAACAUCAGUUCAAGUUUAGUAAACCAAAUUAUUUUAUCCUUCGUUCAUAAACCACAAAUACUGUUCAGCCACUUUCACUUGAAGCUUCGGGCUUAUAAUUGGGCGCUACCUUGUCCCGCCAGAUCCCCAUCUAUUCUCCAACCAUAUACACUUAGAACAAUCUCAACACAAUAUAAAUUCCAAAAUCAAUUCUCAACCCAAUUUCCAACUCCUAUCUUCAUGUUACUUCCACUCUCACUCCCACUCUCACUCUUAGCCCUGGCACCUACCUCAUAUCCAAUCUACAAUGGUGGCUACAACGCAGAACCAGAAAUUUUCCAAACCAAAAAUAUUUUCACGAAAAUACAGAAACUCCAACUUCACAAACCUUUCCAAAAAAAAUCCCAAUUUCAUCCUUUUUCCACCCGCUUUUCCUCAUCCUUCUACAGCCAGCCACCCUAUUCACGAAUACGCACCAGAAUCACACUUGCGCUACUAAUAUUUCCACACUACAAACUGGAGUCCUGGAAAAUACACCACAAAGAGAAAAAAAAGAAAUUUUCCAUUAAACAUUUCUAA
Messenger RNA from Australozyma saopauloensis, 606 nucleotides. RefSeq lists its product as uncharacterized. The transcript has a single exon. The record is from RefSeq and is a predicted model, not a curated record. The coding region runs from base 1 to 606 and encodes 201 amino acids. Lineage: Eukaryota; Fungi; Ascomycota; Pichiomycetes; Serinales; Metschnikowiaceae.